This is a messenger RNA of Lasiodiplodia theobromae, 1125 nucleotides long. Its product is annotated as Homoserine dehydrogenase. The coding region runs from base 1 to 1125 and encodes 374 amino acids. The record is from RefSeq and is a predicted model, not a curated record. Gene Ontology annotation, molecular function: NADP binding; aspartate kinase activity; homoserine dehydrogenase activity. The transcript has 3 exons. Gene Ontology annotation, biological process: L-homoserine biosynthetic process; aspartate family amino acid biosynthetic process. Lineage: Eukaryota; Fungi; Ascomycota; Dothideomycetes; Botryosphaeriales; Botryosphaeriaceae.
AUGUCUCCUCCCCGCCAGGUCUUCGUCGCCGUUGUCGGUGUCGGUGGUGUUGGAAAGUGCUUCCUGAACCAGCUGCACGCCAUUGCCUCGCGCUUCUCUCAGUCGGCGACCGCGCCGACCUACCUCUCCGUCAUCCUCCUCUCCCGCAGCAGCAAGGUCCUCCACAGCACCGACUACCGCUCUCUCAACCUCUCCACCUGGGAGAAUGACCUCGCCGCCUCCAGCACGCCCGCCCUGCCCCCGGCCAAGCUCGCCGACUACCUGAGCGCUGCUCCCAGCAAGGUCGUCCUCGUCGACAACACCUCGAACCAGGACCUUGCGGACGCGUACCCGCUCUUCCUGAAGAAGGGCAUCAGCAUCGUCACACCCAACAAGAAGGCCUUCUCCUCGACGUACGAGCUGUGGCAGUCCAUCUACGGUGCCGCCGGCAAUGGCACGGGCUCGGGCGGCUUCGUCUUCCACGAGAGCAGCGUGGGCGCCGGCCUGCCCGUCAUCAGCACGCUCAAGGAGCUGGUCGAGACGGGCGACGAGGUGACCAAGAUUGAGGGCGUCUUCUCCGGCACCAUGUCCUUCCUCUUCAACAGCUUCCAGCCCGCCGGCGGCGCCGCUGGCGGCCAGUUCUCCGCCGAGGUGCGCAAGGCCAAGGAGCUCGGCUACACCGAGCCGGACCCGCGCGACGACCUCAACGGUCUCGACGUCGCCCGCAAGCUUACCAUCCUCGCCCGUCUGGCCGGCCUGCCCGUCGAGAGCCCCACCAGCUUCCCCGUCCAGAGCUUGAUCCCCAAGGAGCUCGAGAGCUGCUCCAGCGGUGACGAGUUCUUGGAGAAGCUCCCCGCCUUCGACGGCGAGAUGGACAAGCUGAAGGAGGAGGCUGCCAAGGAGGGCAAGGUUGUCAGGUUCGUUGGCAGCAUCGACGUUGCCUCCAAGAGCGUCAAGGUCGGCCUUGAAAAGUUCGACCUCUCGCACCCCAUCGCCGCUCUCAAGGGCAGCGAUAACAUCAUCAACUUCUACACCAAGCGCUACGGCAGCAACCCCCUGAUCGUCCAGGGUGCCGGUGCUGGCGGUGAUGUCACUGCCAUGGGUGUCUCCGGUGACCUGAUCAAGGUUCUCCGUCUGCUGCACUAG